GUCCAGGAUGAAAUCACAAACAAGCAUAGGCCCUUGUCUAAGCCAUUCUUCUUCCUCCAUGGAGAUCUCCAAGUGGAUUGUAGACCUUCCAAGCAUGGAAGGUUGGUCGGGUCCGGCCGCCUCAUCGAAGACCUUCGAGCUCAUGGGCUCACAUGAUGAUCAAGGCAAGUCUCUAAUUCUCAGAGCUGAAAGAACAAGUGGUUCUAAGCAAGAAGCACUUGUUACCUUCUCCCUUGGCUUGUCUGCUCCUGCAGAUGAAUCCACAACUUUGUGGGUUUCGAAUCCGUUUUCUAUCUCGGGAAACGUGAUGGAAGAAACAGUUGUUCCUUUGUUGGUUCAACUUCUUGAGGAGAUAAUAAAUAGAGCACCCAACAACUCCAGUGUCCCACUGUUCAAGCUCACCACUGAUCUAUCAGACACUUUUCUGUCUUAUCCUGCAGAGUCACUUUAUCAUUUCCUUGAUUUCGUUUUCACAUGUAGGUUCUUCUGGCUCUGUCUUUGCAAUGCUCCCUCAGAGAUAGGUUCCCUGUUCUUCCAGAAAUUUUCAUCAAAACUAGUUGCUUCAUCCUGCAAACAGAUACUAAAAGCAUUCCUGACAUCCAUAGGAGCUGAUUUCGAACUGAAAUUCACGCGUUCAUUGUCGUAUAUAUACACCAAAUUACUUAUUCUGAGAAGUUUUGAUGUGAAAAGCAAAGAACCAAACUUGGGCAUCUACUCUAGCUCAUAUGCUAGUGCAUCUCAUGAUUUCCUGGUCUUCAAGGGCUACGUACCACUGUUAGCCAUGAACCAGGAAUGGACCAAUGAGAACAAACAAGGCCUUUUACUUGACACAGCAGAGUCGGUGCUAAGGUAUACUCUGGCACACCAACAGCUUGAAGCUGUGGCUCAAUUUGAGUACUCUGUCCAUCGAACGGAGAAUUACUUGAAGGUCGAUUUCAAGGUUGAUAAUAUAAGGAUCAAUGUUUCACAAUUGCGGUUCAACGGAUCCGAGCUCCUGUGUGAUGAGAAGCACUUUCCCUCAAGAGUAUGCAUCACACUUGGACCUGAACUGGGUUCGAGCUAUGUGGUUAGCACGAGCCUAGGCCGGUCCACGCCGAACCACGAAAAGGAGAUCAAGGCACAGAAGACAAUCAAAGGGAACUUUGUGAAAACCAAGCUUCCAAUUCUGAAGACAACUGCGAGGACUGCAACAAGGAGAAGGGUGAAGAGUUGGACUGUUGAUCAGGCUGCAGAGGGCGACACUGCAACCCUUGACAUGAUCCUGUGUGAUAAUUCAAGUGGUGUGGAGGUUGCUGCAUGGAGGCCUGGUGCCAACACGCAGGUUGAUCUGAGAAACAGCUUCAGGAAGCGGUAUGCCGGUGCGAAUCGAGCCUUAGGGAAGGCGGGCGGCGUGGUUUUUGCUGGAGAUGAAUAUGGAGAACAAGUGAGCUGGAGGUUGAAGAAGGAAGCGGAAGGAAGAGAAUUGCAGUGGAAAGUGGGAUUCAGGGUAUGGUUGACAUACAUACCUAACGACUGUAAGACUUCAUAUCUUGAAACACGCUGUGUUCAGUGGGAGGAGGAGUUCAGUUUCACUGUUUAGUGUGACAGACGACGAUGAAGAUGAACGUCAACAUAAUAUAUAUACCUCCAUUUGUAAAGCUUAAUUUUGGAGAUAAAUAAAUGUCCACCUUUGUCUUGUAAAGCCUUAAUGGGUGAACCAUGUUUCAGGCCUUAGACUAGGCAGGUCAUGGAUUUUUCUUGGUCUGGAAAAUCAAUGGCUGCCAUUUUUUUCGGCAGUAAAAACAAUUUAGUUGGCAAGAGAGAUAUAGCUGACAACGUUCAAUGGUUUUCAAUGAUUCUCAUAUUUUCUGGCUUUGAUGUUUUAGUAGCCUCUCUCUUUCUAUAAAUAUAAAUAAAAUAAACAAAUAAA
Molecule: messenger RNA, 1909 nt
Organism: Nymphaea colorata (pocket water lily)
Lineage: Eukaryota; Viridiplantae; Streptophyta; Magnoliopsida; Nymphaeales; Nymphaeaceae
Exons: 1
Coding region: 8-1579 (523 amino acids)
Source: RefSeq, a predicted model, not a curated record